CCAAUCGUCGCGCAGCUUGUUCCAGCGUAGUUGCGAAGGGGGAAGCGUCUCUAUUUUCCGUGGGGAUUGCUCUUUUCCCCCUUCCCCACCACUUCGCCGCGUCUCACCCCGCAUCUGUCUUCUGAUUACAGUAUUCUCUCUUUCUGUUUUCCCUGCUCAGGCCUUCCAUUUUCAUGGCGUUUUAUUUCAGGAGAGGCCGAAGAGGCCAGUUUAAACAUAUAGCUCAUGGCCUGAUCCCUGCAGCUACCAUAGCACCUAAAGCUGCCGUCCCCCGCACCCCUCCCCCUCGUAGUCCAAACCCUUCUCCAGAAAGGCCCAGAUCCGCUCUGGCAGCAGCUAUUCUUGUGACAACUCUAACUGGACGGACAGUUGCCAUCCCUCAGCCCCGCCAUCGAUCUCUUUCUGAAAGUGAUGCCACCUCCUUGCAAGAUCAAGACAACUAUAUUGAGCCAUAUGCCACAGUCACUGAGCUGCGAAUGGGUCCACACUGGAAGAGUGAUGGUGAUGACAGGAGUGUUGUGCAGUCUUUGGAAGUAUCAGGCAGUUGCUGUGAGGAUGAAGACAUGGAUACAUAUCCUUCAGAAACAGAGAAGGAACCAGAUCCAAACUGUCAGGUUAUUCAUAAAAAAGAAAGCAUUAGUAGUGAAGCUUGCUAUGCUGUUCCACACAAAAUUAAACAGGAAAAUCUCCCAGUAUCUUCUAGUGUCGAUGGCGAGGAAGAUAAUUCUCUUCUCUGUGAACCUACAUGUCUCAUUCGUCCAAAUGUUCAGGUGGAAGAAAUUGAAUCCCGUGGAGUGAAUUUUAAGGAAGAAAACAACUCAACUGAAAAUUCAUUGAAUGGAAAGCCUCCACCAUCUCCAGAUAUAGCAGUCUGCAGAAAGCAGGGAAAGAUGGCUCUUCCUAGAGAAAAGUUUCAGAAACUGAGAGAAGAGAACUGGCAUUUGAACGAUGCAAAUCAGACCUUGUUCAGAGAACUUGAGGAUACAAAGCAACUAGUGAAGGAACUCCAGUUAAAAGUUAAGAAACUAGAAAAAAACAACAGAAGAUUUAAAGAAACUGCACUGAGUUCACACAGUGAAGGGGAACUUGCAGAAUUGGUUUUAUUAAGACAACAGGCUCAGGAACUGGUGGAUGAAAAUGACAGUCUGAAAAUGACUGUUCAUCGUCUAAAUGCAGAAUUGAGUCGCUACCAGGCUAAAUACAGACCAAUUUCACCAAAUGAGAGUCUAAAAAUUGGAAGUCUGCCAAUGAAAAAACCAAUACCCCCAUGGCUGCUGGAUGUGAAAUAUUUAUCUCCCCUUCUAUUGGCAUAUGAAGACAGAAUGAAGGAAAAAGAAGACUUGAUUCUAGCACAUGAGGAAGAUAUGAAGGUCUUUAAAGCCCGAGUUGAAGAGGUGGUAGAGGAAAAUGAGCAGCUACACCAGCAACUAAGUAAAAAUAGUACUGUGACCAUCAAAGAAUGGCAACAGUUGCAAAGCCAAGCCAAGCUCGUCUUGGAGGAAAAUUCAGUGUUAAUGGAACAGCUUAAAAUACAACAAGCAAAAGCAAAAAACAACCUCAGCCAGCAUGUUCAAGAAGAUUCUAACUUAACAAAACAGCUAAUGAUUUUGGAAGCCAAGAAACAGAGCCAAGAAGAGGAGAUGAGAGAGUGUCAGAAGCAGCUAGAAGAACUACGUUCCGCAUACAAACAGCUAAAAGCCAGUGUAAAAGAUAAUGUAACUAUGGAGGAGCAUGUUGCUUUGGUAAAUAAAUUUAAAAGUCAGUUGCAACAGGAACAGGAAAAGAGAGAGACAGAGUCACAGCAGUUAAUGGGAAAGCUAGCAACUGUGCAGGGAGAAAAAAAGCGCAUCCUUAUAGAGAAAAAUGACCUGGCAGCUGAAAACAAGGUUCUAGAAGCUGAGCUGGAAAUGGCACAGCAGACAAAGAGACGGUCACAGAAGAAAAUAAGUAUUCUGCAACAGCAGCUGGAAGAAGCAAUGGAACAGGAGAUGACAGCACGCCAGUAUCUAGCAAACCUGAUCAACUUGGCAGAAAAUAUAACUCAAGAACGUGACCGUCUUUUAAACUUGACCAGUUCUUUGGAAAAAGAGAAGAAUGGGGUUCUCAACAAAAUAAUAGAAGGAAAUGUGCGUCUAGGAAGGUUAGAAGAGAAAGUAAAGGUGUAUAAAAAGACCGCAGCCGGAAAGCUUGGAGAUAUCAACCUCAAAGUGACGGAACAAGAGAAAGAAUUUGCUGGGAAGGCUGCUCAGUACCAGCGAGAAAUGAAGCACCUCCGGUGGCUGCUGCAAGAGAAGCAGGAAACCCUUGAUGAAGUGUUGCAGCAGAAAAGGGAGGUGGAAAGUGAACUUGAAAUAAUUUGGGAAUCGACCACCAAAGAAAACAGGAGGAUGAAGGAACUCUUACAUAAAUCUCUAGAGAAGAAGAACAUGCAGAGUCCUGUCAAAGCCUGUGAAUCACAUUUAGCUGACAUUUCUCAGAAAGACCUGCUGGUUGGGUAUGGUUUUAGCUACUGUGAUGUGGAGCUUCUUUCACCUGCUAAAACUCAAAGGCAACAGGAACCUGCAUGUUAGAUGUGUCUGUCUCUUCUAGGGCAGAGUAAGUCUGAAAGAAGCGAAUGAAAAGAGCAAAGCAGUUAAAUCGGAAUACAGUCAGCACUAAAAUAGGAUCUUCCAAAAGCGAUUGUUAUUAUCUUUGGUAAUACUCAGGGACUCUAAGAAUAAUCACAGCUCGGAUUUGCAUUAUACUGUACAAAUAUGACCUAUAGAUCCUUCAAAAUCCCAAGAAUCCAAAAGUUUCUAGCUCUUACGGUUGCAGGGAAAAAAAAUACCAAAAACAUUUUAGCAGUUUCAGCUAGAUACUAAGGAUGCUUCCAGGUGGGAGUUUAUUGUGGAAUCGAUGCUGCUCAUGCAUACAUGUAUUUACAGCUCCCACACAACAGCAUCAUCAAGCAGCAACAGAGGGUUGUAUUGAACUAGGUCCUACUCAAGGUACACCCAUUGAAAUUAUUGAACCUAGGCUAAUCUUGCCCAUUAACUUCAGUGAGUCUCCUCUGAGUAGGACUAGUAUCAAAUACCACCCAUAAGCUUUUCUCUUUGUUUGGAGGGAAAAAAGGGGGGAAAUGUUUUUUAAGAUGGUGAUGGUCAGGUAAAUUGUCCUCUCCUCUUCCCUACCCAUGCAGCUAUGUCAUGUUCCCUAGAGCGGAGAGAACUUAGCAGGAUGUUCAUACACAAAAAGUGUGAUAUCCCGAGCCAUGUGGAAAGUCAAUUGCAAUUCCACAUAUAGCUUAUGGCAGAAGAGCAAUGAAUCUAUUGCUUUAGGAGCUGCCCCUCUGGAAACACUUAGAAAGGAGAAGGGCGUUUGGUGGAACUCCUAAUUAUCAGGAUGGGGCAGGUGUUCCUUCAUAAACGUUGCCCUGCCUAUCUCUUAAUUGAAAUUUAUUGAUAGCUAUUCCUUUCAGGUUGCAAGACUACGAACAUUUCCUGGGAGAAUACAGUGCUUCUGAGUAAAUGUGCUUAUUAUUGCCUUGCCAGUGAUGGUUAACAUUUAAAAGGAAAUGGGAAGGAGAAAUAGUCUGUAGAAGAUUUGUUAAGUACAUCUUACCAUCAUCUCUGUUUUUGUACCCCAGUUGCUUUGCUACCUCCACUGAACUCUCUAGUCUGUUUAGACUAGCAGCAGUCACACAGAAAGACUUGCAGGUACACCUGUAAUUCACAAAAUGGAAGCAGCCUAAUAUAUCGUAGAUUUCUCAGUUUGUGACACACACCCCAAAAAGGAAAAAUUAAUAUGCCCUCUGUAUUCUGCAAAAAACCCACAAUUGAAAUAAAGAAUGCAAAUUAAGCGUUUGCAAAUUUGCACUGUUUGUUUCCCACAAAGAAUGUCAGUUUUCUGGUCAUGGAAUUUGAGUUUUUAAAUGCACGUUGCUAUCCAUCCAGGGUAAAACCAUAUAGAAGUAAACUCAUUAAAGUGUUAACUUCUAUCUAAGCUGUAAUGUUUAGAGUUUAUAAAUCUUUUCAUCUAUUUUUGUCAAUAAGUCAUCUAGUUAUUCAAGCCAAAGAAAACCGUAAUGCAGCCAUAGCUGUGCUGUAGAACUGCACUAAUUACGGAAUUUAUUAAGGAAUUACCAGAUUGGGCUUGAUUUAGCUAAGCUUAUAUAAAGUAGGGACAAAAGGAAAAGAGAGUGACUCACCUCAUUUAAUACCUAAUCUUUUAUCAAAGAGCUUAACAAAAUUUCUAGUAUUGUGAGGCCAUAUAUCAAGGCAGCUGGAAACAAAGUGGGAGAUUUAAUUGGUGAUUUCUUUCUCUUUUUCUACAUGAAAUUUUAUUUUGAAAUAAAACACUAGAUAUAACAAUAUGAAAAGAUCACUAAUUAAGAGAAAAAGAGGGAAAAUAUUUUUAAAAAUUAAACUCUUAGCAUCCUUAUUACAGGGAUGGGGAACCUGUGCCCCCCACCCCGUUGGACUUCAGCUGUCGUCACCCCUGAUCAUUGGCUAUGCUGGUUGGAGUAGAUAGGAGUUAGCCACAAGUUGCCAUCCAUGCUUUAGUAUAUCAUGAAUAAGUUUGUGAGACAGUUACAGUAAGCCAGCCUUGAUGAAAGAAUCACUCUUGAGGGUGUGGAUGUGCGUGUUAUGUGCCUGAAUAAUAAGCAGAAAAAUUAUACACAUCUGCAUUUCAGCAAAAUAUGGUCGGAAGGGUUUCCAUAAAGGAAAUAAAUGGAACCAUGGUGCCAUAACAUCUCUUUUCUCAGGGCCAGCAUCAGCCACCCUCAGGCAUCAGUCUACUGCAGGCCCCCACCUCCCCCUGUGUGUAUGCAGGCACUUAAAUACGCCUGGUUGUGCCACCUUGUGCAUCAGUGUGCAUGCCUGCCAUCACCCAAGAUGGCAGUGGGGAAUUGUUGACACCCCUGCUGCCAUCUUGGGUGAUGGCAGGCAUGUGCUCUGAUGCAUGAGGUGGCACAAGCGGGUGUAUUUAAGCAUGUGCAUGUGGGAGUGGUGUCAGCUGGGAGGGUGGAGCUCCCACUCCACAAUCCACACCACCAUCCGGUUGUGGCACAUGACCCGAUGCUGGUGGCGAUCACAGAGCGGGAGCUCUAUCCUCUCAGCCCCAGUCUCGGGCCCUUUGCCAGUGCCCAACCUGGCCAUCUGCUGCCUGGCGCCGGGCCUGCCUCUUUUUUUUAAUUGGAAUUCCUUGCUCGUUGCGAUUGCUGAGUGAGUUUGUACAUAAUCAUGUUGUCUCAUAUUUUAUCCACUGCUGUUGAGAAGAUUGCUUAGAGAUUUUCAGUUAUGUGUUAUAUUGCCUAUAAUCAGCAUUUUGAUUUGAAAAGAUUGGUUCCUUUUAUAUUAAUGUAAACUAUUUGUUGCAUAAGAAUAAAAAAGAAUAAAACCGCAGAGAGGGAGGGAGAGAGAGAGAGAGAGAAGGAGAACGGGUUACAUAUCCUUGCAAAUGUUUGGAACUGCAUGAGGUUGGUGAAAGUAAUUUGGAGGAGGGGAAGUGAUGGAUAAAGAAAGGGUUAAGUGCUUCUUUCUCCUUCUCUACUGCAGAUCAUGCCCUCCCAAAGCUGCUUUCUCUUUUUAGGGGGAAAAAGCCAUUGGGGUUUGUAUGUUAUGUUUAGUUAGUGCUGUUGACUACAAAUUGAAGUUUUUAGCUUUGAUGACCUUCCUGAUGACUAGUUCUGUGCACAGGUAUAACAAUUUAUGUAGCAGAACAUAAAAUAUUGACAAAUCCUGGGGAUAUCUAUUGUUAUUGGUCAUUUGCAUAGCUGGUAAGACAACAAACCCUUCAAAGAAGAGGAAAAAGAAUUUCAAGCAAGGAGACAAUCUGGAGAUGCCUCCGAGUGUUAUUGAUAGAAGACAGUAGGAAUUCAUUUUGCUGCACUCCAAAGGAAGCCAAGAGGGUCAGACUUGCUGUUUUGCCUCGGCAGAUUAUGAAUUUCAUAUGCAUCCACCCUUCUUAAGACUGAGAAGCUGCUUGACAAUCUCGUUUCAAGAAAUUAAGACUAAAUUUUGCUUAUUUAAAAGCUUUUUAUGAGGAUUUAAUUUCAUCUGGUUAUUGUAAAGUGUUUGUGACCUUCAGAGUUACAAAACAUUAGAGACUGGCUUUUAUGUAUACAUUGGAAUAAUUAGUAUAAAAAGUCCCAUGCUAUGGUGUCCAGAAGCAGCUGUACUCUCUGGGAGAGGCAUCCUAGAACUGGAGUAAAGUUUUUUUUGCCAUCUAACUUAUUAUUACCUAGUUAUAUUUUAGUUGGUUCUAAUAAAAGGUAUUAUACUACAGCUGUUUGUGAAUUCCUCCCCCCACCCCAUGGACCAACACUGCACCUUGCUCUUUUUGAAGGUAUAUCAUUUUCUGCAGAUCUAAGCAGGUACUGUACAUUGCUCUCUCUUUGGAUAACAGAGAUUCCCAAAUGUGUUUUUCAGCACUUGAUUUCAACAGUCAGAAUAAUGUAUGAUAAAAGAGCAUUGGCUGUGAUCUAGCAUUGUAAAAGCUUUAAUUUGUGAAAAUUGGAUGAGGGCAGUUUCCCAGUGGUUUUAGUUUUUUUCUAUCAACUUGUUGCCCAGUCAUUCUCACUAGCAUCUUGGAAUCUAUUAUAGUCUUUUAGAACUCAAUCCCUAUUUAUCAGCAGACCAUAAAUGCUUGUUUAACUGUGCCUUUUAAUGGCAAUCUGCUAGUGCAAUAUGCAGCUGCCUAUUUGUAAGCACAAAUUCUAUAUGUGGGACAUACGCAUUGGUGCUGAGUCUUGUGUUCAUGUGUUGUCUCCUUCCCAUGCACAGUGUUUCAACUAGUCACUUCAUCUUUACUGCACAUCACAGUUUGCUGUUUCAUCUGGCCUGCUUGUUUCCUCCAAACUCAAGAUGGAAAACCAUGGUUUGAAACUCGCUGUGUCAUUGGUGUUGCAUGUGAACCAGCCCAGAUAGUCGCACACACAUUUGUGGCCAAGUUUUGGAUUUCCUUGCAUUUAUAUCAAAUAAUUUAAGGCGGCAAACCAUUAUUUCUAUGAAAGGCAUGCAUCCUCAUAUAUGGAAAUCUGUAAAUGAGAGAUUUAACAAUAAAUCGUUAGCCCACAAAUGAUUUGACCUGUCAGGGCCCUGCCUCAUCCUGUUUACCCCUGAAUCAGACCUUCCUUCAACAUUGUGACAAUCAGGGUUUGGGGUUGUACCUGGUGCUAGUCAUACUCUGAGUAAACCCAUUAAAAUUAAUGGACUUGACUAACAUAGGUCCAUUAUUCAAUGGGUCUACACUGAGUAAAGCUUAGUUGGAUGCAACCCAAUAUUUUCAGAACAACUCCAUAUUGCUUGUGGAUGCUGCCUUGAAUCCACUCCUAAAACCUCAAUAGUUUGCAGCAUCUACAGAGCAACCCUAUGUAUGUCUACUCAGAAGUAAACCCUGUUGAGUUCAGUUGGACUUGCAUUCAUGUAAUUGCAGCCCUAAUGGCCUUAAACUCUUCUUAUGCAUGUACCGAUGUGUCAUAACCAAAUAAAUAAUGUUGUGGGUUCUCCUUUUUUGUGUCUUCUACUGGAUGGCUGCAUCUUGUCCAUAAGGAUGAAACGGGCUUGAUAUACUGAGCAGGAUAAAUUAAGCCUGGUUAGACAUGUCACUGUACAUUUAAAUGUGCAUUUGGGAAUUGAGAUGCUUGAAUCAUAGCAAUGUGCCAAAAUGGUUUGAGAGAGAUUUUGGUCUUUCUGCCAUUUUUAACUUGCAAAUGCUUUUUCUCUCAUAAUAACUUCUUAAUUUUUUUUAUAUUUUGGAAUUAAGGCCAACAUUUGGAUAAAUGUUUGAUUUUAUAAAUACUACCUUGAUUGUGUACU
Messenger RNA from Rhineura floridana, 7799 nucleotides. It is a transcript of the gene CEP89, whose product is annotated as centrosomal protein 89. Lineage: Eukaryota; Metazoa; Chordata; Lepidosauria; Squamata; Rhineuridae. Gene Ontology annotation, cellular component: ciliary transition fiber; centriole. Bases 174 to 2570 code for a protein of 798 amino acids. Gene Ontology annotation, biological process: mitochondrion organization; cilium assembly; chemical synaptic transmission. The transcript is spliced from 19 exons. The record is from RefSeq and is a predicted model, not a curated record.